Morus notabilis is the source of this 1517-nucleotide messenger RNA. Its product is annotated as GDSL esterase/lipase 1. The transcript is spliced from 5 exons. Gene Ontology annotation, molecular function: hydrolase activity, acting on ester bonds. The record is from RefSeq and is a predicted model, not a curated record. NCBI's taxonomy places the organism in Eukaryota, Viridiplantae, Streptophyta, Magnoliopsida, Rosales, Moraceae. Bases 35 to 1267 code for a protein of 410 amino acids.
UAUCUGCUGGCGUCUUAAAACCAUCAGAAGCAAGAUGAGCAGAAAAGUACUAAAUCAGACUGAGGACAUGGCUAUUACUGUGAGGUUUCCCGGCUUGUAUAUCAUGCUGAUAAACACGGUAAUCAUCGGCAUCGGCGGCGCUCAUGAGUUCAGGUCACCAGAAAAACAUGUGGCGCUCUUCGUGUUCGGCGACUCACGUUUUGAUCCGGGAAACAACAACUACAUCAACACCGCCACCGAGUACCAAGCAAAUUUCUGGCCUUAUGGGGAAACAUUUUUCGGUUUUCCCACUGGAAGAUUCUCCGAUGGCCGCCUAAUUCCUGAUUUUAUAUGUGAGUAUGCAAAAUUACCAUUGAUUCCACCGUACUUAAAGCCUGGGGUUCACAACUAUGAAUAUGGGGUGAACUUUGCUUCUGGUGGGGCUGGUGCUCUUAUUGAAACUCAUCAAGGUUUUGUGGUUGACCUUCAAACUCAGCUGAGUUAUUUCAAGAAUGUGGUGAAGCAGUUAAGGAGCAAACUCGGUGACCAAGAAGCUAAAGAAUUGAUAUCUUCGGCUGUUUACUUCUUUAGUGUGGGAGGCAAUGAUUAUCUUUCCCCUUUCACGUCUGACUCUAGUUUCUUUGACAAGUAUUCUAAGAAGGAAUACGUUGGCAUAGUGCUUGGCAAUUUGACCCAAGUUAUUGAAGGAAUAUACAAAAUAGGAGGAAGGAAAUUUGGGUUCUUAAAUAUGACACCUUUGGGUUGUCUUCCGGCGGUUAAAAUUGUUCAACCGGGAAAUACUGGUUCUUGCGUUGAAGAACUUAAUUCACUGGCGAAACUGCACAACAGAGAACUUCCUAAAGUCCUCCAACUGAUUCAGAGGCAGCUCAAAGGUUUCAUCUAUUCAGAGCACGAUUUUUAUACUUCUUUUGGUGAAAUAUUGGAGAACCCAUUAAAAUAUGGUUUUAAGGAAGUGAACGUGGCAUGUUGUGGGACCGGUCCUUCCAGAGGAGUUUUUAGCUGCGGAGGGAAUAGAGAAGUGAAAGAGUUUGAAUUGUGUAAUAAUGCGAGUGAUUUCUUAUUUUUUGACUCUCUUCAUCCGACCGAGAAAGCCUACAAACAAGUUGCAGAACUCAUCUGGAGUGGUGAGUCUGAUAUCGGACACACAGAGCCUUUUAAUCUCAAAGCGUUAUUUGAACUUGAGAAAAGUCGUGUAGAUUUUGGCAUUAAAAAGACUACAAGUAAUCAACGAGCUAAUGCGUAUAUGAAGCUUCGAUCAAUAUUUUAGAAUUUGUCUAUUUAUUUCGUGCUUUGGUUUUUCUGAUUUCCAUAAAUAUUGUGUGUUUUUUUCUCCUAGUGCAAACGACAUGUAGCCUCUCUUCAAAGAAUAUUUGGCCAUAGAAUUAUUCUUGGACAGUUAGAAUUCUUACUUUGGGUUGAAAGAUUUUAAGUGUUUUUAAGAUUUGGGUAGUGAGAGAUUUUUGAUAGACUUUUGUAAUCUCUUUUAGUUAUAAAAGAAUUUCUUUACCGUUUAUAUU